This is a messenger RNA of Staurois parvus, 555 nucleotides long. The record is from the annotation of a GenBank genome assembly. NCBI's taxonomy places the organism in Eukaryota, Metazoa, Chordata, Amphibia, Anura, Ranidae.
GUAAAAGGGGAGGAAGGGUCUCAGGAGGGGAUUGAAGGGAAGGACAAGGUGGAGAAGAUGGGAGAAGAGUCUGUGGGGGGAGUGGAGAAGGACACAGUGGAGAAUGUAGAGCAGAUGGAGGAAGAGGUGAAUGGGAAUCCUGAUGGAGACAAGUUGGAGGAGACACUAGAAGUGGAGAAGAUGGAAGGGAGUGAUGACCAGGAGGGGGUGUCCUCUUGUCACACCAUCCCCUCCGUGGGUGAGAGGAAGGCAGAGAGACCAGUCCAGGAGCAGACUGCGCAGGUCAAGGAGAAGGUCUGCCCCAUGAAGAAGAGUAUCGCUACCAACAUCCCCCGGGGUAAACCGAAAUCUGGACGUGUGUGGAAGGAGAACAAAAAGCGGUUCUCUGACAUGGUAAAAGACCGUCCACUCCGCACAUCCUGGGAGAUGAAAAUGAAAGGGCGUCAGGAAAAAAAAUUGGUCAAAGGUUUAGCUCAACAGAUAAAAGAUGAAAAACAACGAGAAAAAGAAGAAAAGAGAAAGAGGCGAGAGGAGAAUUUGAGACGCCGUCUGGAA